Messenger RNA from Nerophis lumbriciformis (worm pipefish), 3396 nucleotides. The record is from RefSeq and is a predicted model, not a curated record. Lineage: Eukaryota; Metazoa; Chordata; Actinopteri; Syngnathiformes; Syngnathidae.
AUGCCGGUUCAGGCGGCUCAGUGGACGGACUUCCUGUCCUGUCCCAUCUGCUACAACCAGUUCAACAGCAGCGGUCAGCAGCCCGUCAGCCUGGGCUGCUCGCACACAGUGUGCCGCACGUGCCUGCACAAAUUGCACCGCAAGGCCUGCCCAUUUGACCAGACGCCCAUCAGCACGGAUAUUGACUUACUGCCCGUUAACUGUGCCCUGCUGCAGCUAGUUGGAGCCCAGGUUCCAGAUGUUCAGCCUGUAAGCCUGGGCAGUGUGACAGAUGUUGGACACUAUGAGGCCUGCAAGGUGUGUGUGGAAGAACUGGCCCUCUUCUUAAAGCCGAUUAGCGGCACUAAAGGUGUGGCGCCGUCAAGUCCGAGUGCGCUGAGUCGACCCAUGCAGAGGAAGCUGGUGACGUUGGUCAACUGCCAGCUGGUGGAAGAAGAGGGUCGAGUACGGGCCGUGCGGGCGGGCCGGUCGCUGGGCGAGCGAACGGUCACUGAGCUUAUCCUGCAGCACCAGAAUCCCCAACAGCUGUCCGCAAACCUCUGGGCUGCAGUGAGGGCACGCGGGUGCCAAUUCUUGGGUCCUGCCAUGCAGGAGGACGCCUUGAAGCUGGUUCUCUUGGCACUGGAGGAUGGUUCGGCCCUGUCCAGGAAGGUGCUGGUGUUGUUUGUCGUGCAGAAGUUGGAGGGGCGCUUCCCUCAGGCCUCCAAAACCAGCAUAGGCCACGUAGUGCAGCUCCUCUACAGAGCCUCUUGCUUUAAGGUGACCAAGCGGGAUGAAGACUCCUCUCUGAUGCAGCUGAAGGAGGAGUUCCGCUCGUACGAGGCUCUCCGGAGAGAACACGACGCCCAGAUCGUGCACAUCGCCAUGGAAGCCGGACUCCGUAUCUCCCCCGAGCAGUGGUCCUCUUUGCUAUAUGGGGACCUGGUCCACAAGUCACACAUGCAGUCCAUCAUUGACAAGCUGCAGUCUCCAGAGUCGUUUGCCAAGAGUGUCCAGGAGCUGACCAUUGUCCUGCAGAGGACAGGAGACCCCGCCAACCUCACGAGCCUCAGAGCGGACCUCGAGCUACUGGCCAACAUAGAUCACAAUACAGAUGAUGCAGCACCAUCCUGGGAAGAGCUGGAAAAUGUGAUGAUGGCUGUGAAGUCGGUGGUCCACGGCCUUGUGGAAUUCGUCCAAAACUUUAGCAAGAAGAACAACGAGACCCCGCAGCCUCAAGUGAAUAGCAAGUAUAAGACCAGCAUGUGCAGAGAUCUUCGUCAACAGGGAGGUUGUCCGAGAGGAAGCAACUGCACAUUUGCUCAUACACAAGAUGAACUUGAAAAAUUUCGUCUGAGGAACAAAAAGAGUGGAAGUGCUAGCCGUGCUUUCCCCUCAUCCGGUGGUAAAACCUUCACUGUGGAGUGCAGUAACCACACUGAAGGAUGCGCAGUAGAUGAAGAGGACAACCUGACUGAAGGUGGCCCACACCCACAACUCACCUCCAGAGGGCCUGAAAGCAGCCAGUGCAUUAAGAGAAUUGUGUCCAGUGAAUCUAUGGUGGCAAAUGAUUCCAACGGGCUAGGUGGUGCCAGUGUAACCUUACUGGGCUCAACUGAGCAGAAGUACGUUUCUCCGCCCAGAACUCCCGUGAGCCACACCUCAGUGUCGUCUCCCUUGACUGCCAAGGGCCGGGUGACUGAUGAUGGCGUGGGCACAGUUUACAAACACGGUGGUGCCUUCAUGUUGCGAGCGCCUCAUCCUUCUCAGCCAUCGGAGCUGUUCUACCAGGAGCAACAAUCGGCGUACGAUUCGGCCCACUACCAGCCCAACUCAGGUUCCUACUACCCAUCUACUCUCCAUUCUCCACACAAAGGCUGCAUGGCUCGCUUCCUCAGAUCUUCUAACGUCCCAGAAUCUCCCUUGCCGCCGUCCUCCUUUUCCAGCGAACCUCAAAUAGCACAUCACCCGCCUUCGUCUUCUCCCACGGGAUAUCAUCCUCAUCCCCCCAGAGAGCGCAUGGUCUUCCACCACCACCACCACCACCCAGGGCAGCCACAGUAUGGACCGCUGGCCACUGCUCAUGGGGUUUACUCGCCUCUCUAUGACACCAGAAGAGUGUGGAGGCCUCAGCUGUACCAUCGAGAAGAUGCCAGGAGUAACUCGUUGCCCCCGGAGGUACUGCAUUCCUCAGUCUAUCAGCCGCCACUCAGGGAGAGAUUCAACUCACUAGACAGCAACUUCUGCUCUGGAUCCGAAUACCGUGUAGCACUGCAUAGGGAAUACGGCCGCGUUCCGCUGGUCUGCAACGACUUGUUUCGACGUAAGCAAGAGCAGUGGGCACAUCACGACCACCACCACCACCAUCAUCAUCACAGCACCAGCAGGCCCUCCCAAGCAUCUGCUAUCUUCAACAUUGAUUUCAGACCUGAGCAUGCGGAAAGCAGUGCAGGUCAGUGUGCGGGGUGCCACUUUCGAAGUGACGAGAGCUUGGCGCACUUCUCGCCGUGGUCCUGCGGCUCUACCGUUGGCCCUUGUCUCAGCCCCUUUGAGUCCGAGGGGCUCACGCAAGCGUCCGCUCACUCAGCCGUGGAGAAAUCCGAGUCUGAUGGAUGCAGUGGUGGCAGUGCUAGCAACAGCAGCAGCACAAAGCACUGGCUACACUCAUUAGAUCACUACAGGCGACUGAAAGAAGAGGACCCCAUCAUUCCCUUCAGCGAGGGGCCUAUAAUCUCCAAGUGGGGGGCCAUAUCCCGCGCGUCCCGCUCAGGUUACCACACCACCGAUCCUGUCCAAGCCACUGCUUGCCAGGGUGGUGCCAGCACAACUGCCAUCGACUUUAAAGAUUACAACAGCCACUUGGAUCGCAGUGAGUACAGGUGGAGCUCAAGAGGAUCAGACUCUUCCAGCCACUCCAGUUUCCUAGAGAGUGAGCAUCUUUGUCAACAUACAUCUAACGAGAAAAUGGCAAGUGAUCAACAAAGCCACCAGACAUCCUUCAGCCAGGAUCAAGAGAGUGAAGCAAGUUCGGAGCGAGACAUUGAGCUUGAACUGUGCGCUCUGGACAUGGAGGACUCGGACCCCCAGGACAUCAGGUCCAAGGAUUCUAUGGAGUUAGCCACCCCGUAUUCCGAAGAUUCUUCCCUCCUACUCCCACGGCCUUGCCCCUCUCCACUCCGGUCAUCCCCACUCGAAGAGCAAAAUCCUGCUGUGGAGCCUUCAACGGAUAAGAUGGAUGCUUAUCUACUAAAAAAGAUGGCCUUCAGAAAGUCGCUGUCUCCUGUAGGCUUGCCGUCAGGCGGUCUGGCCGUCGGUAAGUUGGUGCUGCGUACUGGAACACCCCGGCCCAGCGACGAAUCUUCUCCAAGGUCUUGUCCUAAAACGCACGGGGCAGAGAUGUUGCUUAGUGGAAGCUAA